AUAUGCAACAUUCAGUCUGUUCCAGUAUAUUUAUUUGAAAUGGCUCCAACAAAGAUUAGAGGAGCACUUAAUAUGGGCUUCCAAAUGAUGAUUACAAUUGGCAUCUUAAUUGCAAACCUUAUCAAUUAUGGGACUUCCGAGCACGAAAAUGGAUGGAUAAUUUCCUUGGGUGUAGGAGCUGUGCCUGCAAUUUUAUUGUGUUUGGGAUCUCUUUUCUUGGGUGACACACCUAACUCCUUGAUUGAGAGAGGUCAGCAUGAAAAUGCUAAGAUAAUGUUGCAAAAGAUUCGCGGUACUAAGAACGUUGAGGAGGAGUUUCAAGAUCUUAUAGAUGCAAGUGAACAAGCUAAAAAGGUGGAACACCCAUGGAAGAACAUUGUACAACCAAAAUAUAGACCACAACUAACUUUUUGUAGUUUAACUCCUUUUUUCCAACAAUUCACUGGCAUUAAUGUUAUCAUGUUUUACGCACCCGUCCUCUUCAAGACUUUGGGAUUCGGUAAUGAAGCUUCCCUUAUGUCAGCGGUCAUUACUGGAGGAGUAAAUGUAGUUGCCACACUUGUUUCCAUUUUCACCGUAGACAAGUUUGGAAGAAAGAUCUUGUUCAUUGAAGGUGGCGCCCAAAAGUUUAUUUGCCAGAUUGCUAUUGGAGGAAUGAUUGCUGCAAAGUUUGGACUAAGUGGUGAAGGCUCGUUAACUAAAGGAGAAGCCAAUCUCCUUUUAUUUUUGAUAUGUGCCUAUGUUGCAGCUUAUGCUUGGUCUUGGGGUCCAUUGGGUUGGUUGGUUCCUAGUGAAAUAUGUUCUCUUGAAGCUCGAUCCGCAGGUCAAGCUAUUAAUGUUGGCGUGAACAUGUUAUUUACAUUUUUCAUUGCACAAAUCUUUCUCACAUUGCUUUGCCAUUUGAAGUUUGGCCUAUUCUUCUUUUUUGCUGGCUUUGUCCUUAUCAUGACUAUCUUCAUAGCCUUGUUCUUGCCUGAGACAAAGAAUGUUCCUAUUGAAGAAAUGAAUAGAGUGUGGAAGUCACAUUGGUUCUAG
This is a messenger RNA of Cicer arietinum (chickpea), 1035 nucleotides long. RefSeq names its product sugar transport protein 10-like. The record is from RefSeq and is a predicted model, not a curated record. Gene Ontology annotation, molecular function: monosaccharide transmembrane transporter activity. Gene Ontology annotation, cellular component: membrane. Gene Ontology annotation, biological process: monosaccharide transmembrane transport. NCBI's taxonomy places the organism in Eukaryota, Viridiplantae, Streptophyta, Magnoliopsida, Fabales, Fabaceae.